This is a messenger RNA of Symbiodinium sp. CCMP2456, 228 nucleotides long. The record is from the annotation of a GenBank genome assembly. Lineage: Eukaryota; Dinophyceae; Suessiales; Symbiodiniaceae.
AUGCGAUCGUUGCCGACAAGGUUCACGCCAAGACUGGCCUUGGAGCGCUUUGGGCCGUUGUUGCGAAAUUGCUCAUUCGACUCAGGUACUUGGGUCUUUUCGGCUAUGCCCUUGAGUGGCUGUUGGAGGCCUGCCAUUCCAGCAGCAAGCUGCACACCAUGCUGCAUCGCAUCAACACCCCGAAGUUCCACCUGCUGGCCAUCACCAUGGUUUUGGCAGGUCAUGUAG